Messenger RNA from Dovyalis caffra, 1044 nucleotides. The record is from the annotation of a GenBank genome assembly. Lineage: Eukaryota; Viridiplantae; Streptophyta; Magnoliopsida; Malpighiales; Salicaceae.
AUGUCUCAAGGGGGUUUCUCGAAUCACUCACGUUCAAUUUUGGGUUGGAACUCUAUGGAAAUUGAUAACGGUCAUCACGCUUUGAGCUUGUCAGGGGUUUUGUUGCCUACACUACAGCUUUUUAGCAGCAUUCCAGAAUAUGUGAAGAUAGUGGAAGUUGGUCCAAGGGAUGGAUUGCAAAACGAGAAGGAUACUGUACCUACUACUGUAAAGAUUGAGCUGAUCAAAAUGCUUGCUUCUUCAGGGUUGCCUGUUGUCGAGGCCACGAGUUUUGUUUCCCCAAAAUGGGUACCGCAGCUAGCAGAUGCAAAGGAUGUAAUGGAAGCAAUCAGAGAUUUUCAAGGUGCUCGAUUUCCAGUUUUAACUCCUAAUCUAAAAGGCUUUGAAGCAGCUGUUGCAGCUGGAGCCAAGGAAGUGGCUGUCUUUGCCUCUGCUUCAGAGGGUUUCUCAAAAUCAAACAUUAAUUGCAGCAUUGAAGAUAGUCUUGUUCGUUUUCAUGAAGUGGCCCUUUCUGCCAGCAAGCUUUCAAUUCCUGUACGUGGCUAUAUAUCGUGUGUUGUGGGGUGUCCUGUUGAAGGAAUGGUUUCUCCGUCUAAAGUUGCAUAUGUGGCCAAAAAGCUUUGUGACAUGGGUUGCUAUGAAAUUUCUCUUGGUGAUACAAUUGGAGUUGGUACUCCUGGCACUAUCAUCUCAAUGCUCGAAGCUGUUAUUGAUGUUGUCCCUCUUGAAAAGCUUGCUGUCCACUUUCACGAUACUUAUGGGCAAGCUCUUUCAAAUAUUCUAGCAUCACUUCAAAUGGGGAUCAGCACAGUUGAUUCAUCAGUUUCAGGUCUGGGGGGUUGCCCGUAUGCUAAAGGUGCUUCUGGAAAUGUUGCUACUGAAGAUGUUGUUUACAUGCUCAAUGGUCUAGGGGUCAAGACCAAUGUGGAUCUACAAAAGAUCAUGUUGGCAGGGAAUUUCAUCUGCAAGCAUUUGGGACGCCCUUCUGGUUCGAAAACAGCAAUUGCCUUAACCAAAAUCACUGCUAAAGCCUCCAAGCUUUAA